Molecule: messenger RNA, 1737 nt
Organism: Leptinotarsa decemlineata (Colorado potato beetle)
Lineage: Eukaryota; Metazoa; Arthropoda; Insecta; Coleoptera; Chrysomelidae
Molecular function (GO): serine-type endopeptidase activity
Source: RefSeq, a predicted model, not a curated record
AUGAGAUACUCCAAUUGGAUCCCAGGUCAAGCACCAGCAGAAAACGAUGUCAUAAGGAACGCUGGAGAAGCGACUUGUCUGAGUGUGCAAUGGACGGCGACACCUGCUCCAAUGUUACCGAGUGGAAUGUAUUGGAAAGUGCAUCAGUGCGGUGCAAGAGGUGGUUACAUCUGCAAGAAACAACACCAGCUGCUCAGUACCUCUUUCAAUUAUAACAAAACCCUAGAUGGCACAGAAGGUACUUUAACCACCCCUAACUACCCCAGUUAUUACUUCAAUAACUUGGACUUCUCUGUCAGAAUAGUAGGCCCUGAAAAAACAAGAAUAAUCAUCAAAUUUGUGAAAAUAGAUAUUGAGCCACAGCUGGAUUGUUUAUACGACUACAUCAACAUCAAAUCCAUUUUCAAGAAUAAAAAAAGAACGUUUAAUGACGCCAUGAAGUUUUGUGGCAAUCACGAAACAGAAAUGGAUAGAUUUAACUUCGUUUCUGAAACAAAUAUAGCUGAAUUGGACUUUCAUUCUGAUUAUUCCAUAGCCGGAAAGGGGUUUUCGUUACUCUGGUAUGCCGUUGACGUAUCAGUGUGUCCUACACAAACUUUGACGGCAAAGGAGGGAAUCCUCAUGACUCCGAAUUACCCUGAUUUCCUUCUCCCACACCUGGAUUGUACAGUGACCAUCAUUGCACCCGCUGGGAAGAGGAUAUGGCUGGAAUUUUUCCCCGAUGAAAACGAUAUAAAUGAAGUCAUUUCGGAAUAUGAAGAUUUUGACUUGGAACUCGUACUAGGGAGGCACACUCCACUUCUGAAACCAUUCGAAACUGGCAGUCUUCUGACAGAAGGAAGUUUCAUAUCAUCUGAUGAUAGGUUGAAACUGAGGCUUCAAACAGGCGAUCAUCCCUUGGGUCCUGGCUUCAGGGCGUCGUACAGAAUCAUGAAUCCUGUUCACCAAGAAAAAGUCAUAAUGCUCGGUAACUAUACUUCCGGAAUUCUCCUGAACCUGAACUUUCCUGGGAAUCCUCCUGCUGAAGUUGAUUUCCUGCAACACUUCAUCGCGCCACUGGGCAGCGUUAUUUCCUUGGAACUGUACAACAUGAAACUAAGUUAUACUGAGUGUUCCAAUCGUACAGGUUUCAUCGAAAUCAUUGAUAACUAUUCCGAUAAUAAUGGGACCAUUUGGAAAUUGUGUCAAGAUCAUGACAUGAUUGAUCCUUCUAUUAGUAGCACCCCAAUUUACAUCUUGUCGUUUCUGAAUACUAUCCAUCUUAGGCAACUCAAUGGUCCACUUGGAGUCACUCUGAAUGGAACACUGAAGGUGAUGUACGAUAAUAAGUAUAAGCUGAAAUUAUUGAAUCACAAAGAAGGGCAAGUUGAAUCUUGUUCACCGAAUCCGUGCGAAAAUGGGGGUAAAUGUAUCAUGAAAAAAAUGAAGAAGUUUUGCCACUGCGUUGGACAUUUCACAGGUCUAUUUUGUGCUCUCACAAAAUGUGAACUGGAACCAUGUGCUUUCGGGGUAUGUGAACUGACAGACUCAAGUUACAAGUGUCACUGUAACACAGGAUACAACGGCCCUACUUGCGACCAAAAACGGCGUCCAUGUGAGGGCAAUCCAUGUGAGAGUCGCGGCACAUGUAUUGAAAGAGGGGACAGCUAUCUGUGUCAGUGCCAUGCCUGGUGGGAAGGACAAAGAGACGUCAACUUGGUUGGUGACACGCACGUCAUUACGAUAACGGAUUUGUGA